Anopheles moucheti is the source of this 1922-nucleotide messenger RNA. Its product is annotated as acyl-coenzyme A thioesterase 9, mitochondrial-like. Gene Ontology annotation, cellular component: mitochondrion. Gene Ontology annotation, biological process: acyl-CoA metabolic process. Bases 215 to 1690 code for a protein of 491 amino acids. The transcript has 5 exons. Gene Ontology annotation, molecular function: fatty acyl-CoA hydrolase activity. NCBI's taxonomy places the organism in Eukaryota, Metazoa, Arthropoda, Insecta, Diptera, Culicidae. The record is from RefSeq and is a predicted model, not a curated record.
UAUGUGUAGCAAUAGAACGAUAAUGCAACCGUUUCCAAACGUAGUGGAAUAGCGGCUGUCAAACAAAAGAAACAAAAGUAAAGAAAAACACAAACGUAAACAAAUCCUACUGGUGGGGGAAAAAUCGGUGCGUCGCAUUAGAAAAGCUUUGCUUACUCAUCAGUUAACUAGUGAAAUUUAGAUACGUGGGGAGUUUAUCCAGACAGCUAGCAAAAUGAUUGCAACCAGAGUAGGAUUUGGUGGAUUGCCGAACAUAUUGCAGCGGCAAUUAUGUAGCAAUUUUCAGCCGAAACGAUACGGAUUGGCCCAAUACCAACGAACCCUAAGUGCGGCUACUGCUAGCAGGCUGAUAAGUGAUACGAAAACAACCCUUCCAGUGCCAUCACACGGUCACAGAAUGUUUUCUAGCAUUAACUAUCUGCGAGGUGAUCUGGAAUGUACGGCCGGAACGAUGAACGAUGUGAAACAAACGAUAAUAAAGAAACUUGGAAUUGAAGUCGGGUACACGCCGUUCGUAAGCACCCGGGAACAUCUGGCACAGUAUGUACCUCCAUCCGUUAGCGUCCUUCCACCACGCAGCAUGCAGGAUUCAUUUACAUCGGCAAUAAUUCCGCUGACAACGGAUAAAAUUCUCAAGGACAAGUACGUCGGCUUCAUGGGAAAUGUCCGCGUUGGCCGACUGAUGGAAGAUAUGGAUAUGUUUGCCGUUUGGGUGGUUCAUAAGCACGUAUUGUUGCCGGACCUACCGGAAGGUGUUUCCCUACCGUAUACUUUUGUAACGGUGCUGGUGGACAAGAUCGACUUUACCGAUCUGGUACCAACACAUGAUGCCGAUAUUCGUCUUUCCGGCCAUGUGAGUUGGGUGGGCCGGACCUCGGUGGAGGUAGUGGUCUGGAUGGAGCAGAAACUGCACGGCAAGUGGCGCAAACUUACCCGUGCACUAUUUCUGAUGGCGGCUAGAGAUGCUACCAACACAAAGGCUGCCUUUAUCAAUCCACUAGUGCCUGCCAACGAAGAGGAGAAAACAAUUUUCGAUGGAGGAGAAUCGCGCAAAAAACGACGAAUUCAGAUGCAGCAGGAAGAUUUACUCAAAACCGAACCAAACGAUUUCGAGCAACGAUUGGUACACGAACUGUUCGUAAAGUCCAUCGAUACCAAGAGCAAAGCGUUCAACAAACGUAUUCUACCACCGGGAUAUGUUUGGAUGGAGGAAGCCACUAUAGCAAACAUAGUGUUCUCUCAUCCUGAAGAUCGCAACGCCCACAAUAAGGUGUUUGGUGGAUUCUUGAUGCGCAAUGCGCUCGAAUUGAGCUGGGCGUUGGCAUACAAUUUCGCCAAGCGUCGUCCAAAGCUGGAACAUAUAUCUGACAUUAGCUUCCAUCAUCCGGUGGACGUGUCUUCGAUGCUGAACAUGCAGGCCCAUGUCAUCUUUACCGAUCUGCAUUACAUGGAAAUUGUUGUGCUAGCGGAUGUGUAUGAUGCGGUGACUGGGCAGCAAACAACCACGAACAGUUUCUACUACACGUACUCGGUUGCCGAACGAUUGCCCAAGAUAAUGCCGAAAACGUACCACGAGGCAAUGUAUUAUUUGGACGGGCGUCGAAAGUUCCGCUACGCUAUGGGAAUCGAUACUGCGACGACAUCUGCACCGACCGCAGGAACGACGGACACAACGAAGAGCAAGCUGUGAAUGUGAAAUUAUGCACAGUGGUGAGUUUACAGGGAGAGAUUAAUGUUUUAUUUUUAUUUAUUUGGCGACGCUUUGCUUCAAAAGCACUUAAACGCCAGACGUUCAACAAGCAGCUUAACGAUAUUAACUCCCUCCGAUGUUAAGCCUUAUUAUACUAAAUUGUGUCUUCAUUUAAUUUAUGAUUACUACGGUUGAUAUUACAGCCAGAUAUUGGACACGAAAUAAGAGUCAU